AUGGAUGUCAAGAAUGCAUUCCUCAAUGAUGAUCUCACCGAGGAAGUUUAUAUGCAACCUCCCCUUAGUUCUUUUGUUCCAUCAAACAAAGUCUACAAAUUUCGUCGUGCUUUGUAUGAUGAUAUGAUUAUCACUGGAGAUGACCCCACGAGUAUUUAUAGUCUUCAACAGUUUCUCUGUCACCAGUUUGAGAUGAAAGAUUUGGGUUUGGAAAUUUCUCAAGAUUCAUCUGGUUACUUUCUUACCCAGGUGAAGUAUACUUCUGAUCUCUUGGCUCGUGCUGGCCUUACCGAUUGCAAGACUGUCACUACUCAUGUUGAUCCUCAGACUUGUCUUACACCUCUUGAAGGUUCACUAUUGUCUGAUGCCACCAAAUAUUGUCAGUUAGUUGGCAGUCUUGUUUAUCUCACGGUUAUUUGUCUAGAUAUUGCUUAUGCUGUUCACAUUGUCAGUCAAUUCAUGGCUAACCCCCGUUCUCCACACUAUGAUGCUCUUAUUCACAUUUUGUGCUAUCUCAAAGGCACUUUAUUUCAUAGUCUUCAUUACUCUGCACAGUCUUCUCUACAGCUUCAUGCCAUUUCUGAUGCAGAUUGGGCGGGGGAUCCUACUGACCGUCGUUUCACUACUGGGUUCUGCUUCUUCUUGGGCACCUCUUUUAUUGCCUGGCGUAGUAAGAAGCAAACUCUUGUUGCUCGUUCUAUUUUUCAUUCUUCUGCCACCAAUCUUUAUUGUGACAACCAGAGUGCUAUUCAGAUUGCACAUAAUGAUGUCUUCCAUGAUCGCACCGAGCAUAUUAAGAUAAAUUGCCACUUCAUACGCCAGCAUGUUACUCAAGGCACUGUUCGUCUUCUCUUUGUUACCUCUACUGAGCAGACCGUUGACCUCUUCACCAAAGCUCAUCUUCCAGGACGCUUCUCUGAUCUUCUCGCCAAACUCAAGUUACUAUUUGCCUUACUAGCUUGA
Molecule: messenger RNA, 963 nt
Organism: Camellia sinensis
Lineage: Eukaryota; Viridiplantae; Streptophyta; Magnoliopsida; Ericales; Theaceae
Source: RefSeq, a predicted model, not a curated record